GUAUCCAGCUGUGUGUCUAUGAAGAGUGACAAAUCCAUGCCUUACCCACCAGACUUCAGUGGAGAACCAGUCCCCUGUGACCCAGGGAGAAGUGGAUCUCUGACCCAGUAUCAUCUCAGAACGAGAUCCAAAACACGUCCUGUUCUACAGCAACCCAGUGUCUCCGACUCUACAUCAGAUCAUGUCCUGCUGAGAACUACUGUAGCUCAUAAAACCAUCAUGAAAAAGAAGUGUGAAUACUUAUUUGAGGGAAACACACUACGAGGAGAUCAAAUCCUCCUCAACAGGAUUUACACAGAGCUUUACAUCAUAGAGGGAGAGAGUGAAGGAGUGAAUGAAGAACAUGAGGUUUUACAGAUGGAAAUAGCACCCAGGACACAAAGUUCACAAGACAUACUAAUUAACUGCACUGACAUCUUCAACCCCCUGACGACUCAGGAGCCUACAGAGAACAGAAAAGAAAAAGAAAUCAGAACUGUUCUCACCAAGGGCAUCGCUGGAAUUGGAAAAACAGUGACUGUACAGAAGUUCAUUCUGGACUGGGCAGAAGGAACAACCAAUCAGGGCAUUGAUUUCAUGUUUGUACUUCCUUUCCGGGAGUUGAACUUAAUUAAAGAUGAGCACUACAGUCUUCAUGGACUUCUGUUAGAGUUUCACCCAGAACUGAAAGACUUGGAUCCAAAGAAGUAUAAUAUUUGUAAAAUGGUGUUUGUCUUUGAUGGUUUAGAUGAGAGUCGACUUCAGUUGGAUUUUUCUGAGACAAUUUGUGAUGUGACCACAACGUCAUCGGUGAACAAACUGAUAUCAAACCUCAUCAAAGGAAAUCUUCUUCCCUCUGCACUCAUCUGGAUAACCUCCAGACCAGCAGCAGCCAAUCAGAUCCCCUCUCAGUUCAUCAGUCGUGUGACAGAAAUAGCAGGAUUCACUGAUUCACAGAAAGAGGAAUACUUCAGGAAAAGAAUCAGUGAUGAGAGUCAAGCCAACAGAAUCAUAACACACAUCAAAACAUCAAGGAGCCUCCACAUCAUGUGUCACAUCCCAGUGUUCUGUUGGAUUUCAGCCACUGUGCUUCAGGAAAUGCUGCGUCAAGACAAUGUAAAAGAGAUCCCUAAAACUCUUACUGAGAUGUACACACACUUCCUCCUCAUUCAGACAAACAUGAAAAACCAGAAAUAUGAAGAAACAUAUGAGACCAGCCCAAAAAAUCUUCUAGAAUCAAGCAAGGAGAUUUUCCUGAAACUUGCUAAGCUGGCUUUCAAACAGCUGUUGAAAGGCAAUGCCAUGUUUUAUGAUGAGGAUCUGGGAGAAUGUGGCAUUGAUGUGAGUGAUGCCACAGUGUACUCUGGGAUUUGUACUGAGAUCUUUAAGGAAGAAUCUGUGCUUCAUCAGAGAAAAGUCUACUGCUUUGUGCAUCUGACUGUUCAAGAGUUCUUUGCUGCUCUCUAUGUGUUUUACUGUUAUAUAAACAAGAACACAGAGGAGCUGAAGUAUUUUCUGGAGGACAGAUCUGGGUUUGUACUAAAGAAUACUCCCUUGGAUGUGUUGCUUAAGGGAACAUUGGAUAAAGCUUUGGAGAUUAAGACUGGACGGUUAGAUCUGUUCAUUCGCUUCCUUCAUGGAAUCUCAGUGGAGUCCAACCAGAAACUCCUACAGGGUCUGCUGACACACACAGAGAACAACCCAGAGAGCAUUAAGAAAGCGAUCCGAAACCUCAAAGGGAUCCAAAAGCAUAGUGUCCCCCCUGAAAGAUGGAUCAAUUUACUGCACUGCUUGACUGAAAUGCAUGAUUGCUCAGUUCAUGAAGAAAUUCAAGCUUAUCUCAAGUCAAAGAACUAUAAGAUCAAACUCUCACUUACACAAUGCACAGCACUGGCCUACAUGUUUCUGAUGUCAGAGGAAGUGCUGGAUGAGUUUGACCUGAAGAAAUACAACACAUCAGAUGAGGGUCGUAGGAGACUGGUCCCAGCUGUGAGGUGCUGCAGAAAAGCUCUACUUGCUGGGUGUAAACUCACUGAACAGUCCUGUUCAUCUGUAGCCUCAGUUCUACAGUCAGUAAACUGUCCCCUGAGAGAACUGGACCUGAGUAACAAUGACCUUCAGGAUUCAGGAGUGAAGCUGCUCUGUGUGGGACUGAAGAAUCCACACUGUAAACUGGAGAUACUGAGACUUGCUGGUUGUAAUCUCACUGAACAGUCCUGUGAGACCCUGGCUUCAGUUCUACAGUCAGUAAACUGUCCCCUGAGAGAACUGGACCUGAGUAACAAUGACCUUCAGGAUUCAGGAGUGAAGAUUCUCUGUGUGGGACUGAAGAGUCCACUCUGUAAACUGGAGAUACUGAGACUUGCUGGUUGUAAACUCACUGAACAGUCCUGUGAAGCUGUAGCCUCAGUUCUACAGUCAGUAAACUGUCCCCUGAGAGAACUGGACCUGAGUAACAAUGACCUUCAGGAUUCAGGAGUGAAGCUGCUCUGUGUGGGACUGGAGAAUCCACACUGUAAACUGGGGAUACUGAGACUUGCUGGUUGUAAACUCACUGAACAGUCCUGUGAAGCUGUAGCCUCAGUUCUACAGUCAGUAAACUGUCCCCUGAGAGAACUGGACCUGAGUAACAAUGACCUUCAGGAUUCAGGAGUGAAGAUGCUCUCUUCUGGACUGAAGAAUCCACACUGUAAACUGGAGAUACUGGGUGUGGACAAUGGAGGGAAGUCAAGGAUCAAGCUGGGAUUAAGAAAAUAUGCCUGUGAUCUCACCCUGGACCCAAACACAGCCCACCCAGAACUGAGUCUUUCUGAAGGGAAUGAAAAAAUCACUCAUGCGGGAGAGAGGCAGCCAUAUUCUGAUCACCCAGACAGAUUUGAUGUCUGGCCCCAGGUUGUGUGUAAAGAGGGAAUGACUGGACGUUGUUACUGGGAGGCUGAGUGGACUGGGAGUGCUGCUUUUGGGGUGGUCUAUAAAGGAAUCAGGAGGAAAGGACCCAGUAAGGACUGUGGACUUGGACACAACGCAGUGUCCUGGUGUCUGGAAUAUUCUGAUAACAUUUACACUGCCUUCCACAUGGACCAGGGCACAGACAUACCUGCCCCCUCCCCACACUGCCUCAGAGUGGGGGUGUAUCUGGACUGGAAGGCAGGCACUCUGUCCUUCUACAGCGUUUCCUCUGACACACACACACUCACACACUUACACACAUUCCAGUCUACAUUCACUGAACCCCUCUAUGCAGGGUUUGAGGUCUAUAACUCAGUGUCUCUCUGCAGAACAGACUCGAUUCUCACUGUCCUGGAGAAAACUGGAAAAUAG
Messenger RNA from Chanos chanos (milkfish), 3300 nucleotides. Its product is annotated as NACHT, LRR and PYD domains-containing protein 12-like. The record is from RefSeq and is a predicted model, not a curated record. The transcript is spliced from 8 exons. The annotation marks the transcript as partial. Gene Ontology annotation, molecular function: protein binding. Lineage: Eukaryota; Metazoa; Chordata; Actinopteri; Gonorynchiformes; Chanidae.